Molecule: messenger RNA, 1113 nt
Organism: Coprinopsis cinerea okayama7#130
Lineage: Eukaryota; Fungi; Basidiomycota; Agaricomycetes; Agaricales; Psathyrellaceae
Exons: 1
Coding region: 1-1113 (370 amino acids)
Source: RefSeq, a predicted model, not a curated record
AUGACGUUCCAACGCAAAGCAUCCUCGUCCAAAUCCGACUCCGGUAAUACCAUAGAAAUCGACCCAGAGCCCAACGAGAGAGUCGAUCAAGCACUCUCGACCACACCCCAAAUCCAUUUCGAUUUCGACAACAUGACGCUCGCGGGAAUGUUAGCUCCUCUCUCGACUCUGACUCAUCUCCAUCUCGGAACGGUUAGCUUUGACGACGUAUAUCAGGUUUUGUCGAGUGCCCCUCAGUUGCUCUUUCUCAGCUUCACGGCCAGCAACAGAUCUGAUACUUUAAACACCUGCACCAGAAUCCAGCAUGACCGUCUCCAAGCUCUCCAUAUCGUCAUCGAGUCGGGGGCACACGCAGAGGCAUUGACGUUUACUCGACUGGCAAGCUUUCCGAACUUGACUUCGCUUGACAUCAGCUUCAAGCAUGGAGGACAAGGUAUCGACAGCCCAGUUCCAUUGGCGUACCAAGCAAAAGCAGACGCCUUCCUUUCGAGCUUCAUUGCGCCUUUCAGACACACUUUAGCUUAUCUAUCCCUGCAGGAAUUGGAUGGUCACUCGCCGGAGAUUCUCUCCCCGCGGGCGCUUCAGGCUGUGGCACACCAGACUCCAAAUCUGGUCCAGUUCUAUGCAAAGAGACAUGCCUUAUCAAAGGACAGCGAAUUCGAGGCGGUCAUUGCAUUCCUAACUGGCGGCGAUAGCAAGCCAAACACCGCCACCAACUUCGACGACCUUUUGCGCUGCAUUAUGCGUUACGCCCUGUGGCCCAAGCUACAGUAUUUCCGAUGGGACUGCGGCGAUUCCACUGACAUUUCCGACCGUGCGCUGCUCGAGUUCAUGCGAAGCCGAUCCGGCCAGUAUUACUAUCACGACUGGCGAGUUGUCCCUCUUCAUCAAAUCGUCGUAACUCUCCCGCGAAAGCAGAACUUUCCUAUCAGUCUAUGGGAUCUUGAAGGACUCCGGUACGAGAUCGGCUACACUGACAAGUAUUAUUCGAAGGAUGGAACCACACAGUACCUCCCUUUCGGACGAUCCGGGACAGCGAGAGGUACGGUGGGAUCCAAAAUUCGGGAGACGUCCUACAAUGCUUCGGGCUCACACAGGCGCUACUCUGCCUGA